AUGGCUACCAUAUUCCAGAGCUUCCGGAGCUCGACUCUGUCGAAGCGCUUGCUCAUAUACGCCCUGCGGCGUCUCGAGCUGCUCGACGAGGAGACCCUGGACAUGGAAAACCUCCAGUUCGCGCUGGGCAGGACAACGACAGCAGAGUUCAAAGAUGUCGGAGUGCGCCUCAAGAAACUCGAGCACCUGUUGCAGCUACCCGCCUCGUUCCAGAUCCAAAAAGCAAAAGUCCUAAAGCUCAGCGUCACGAUUCCCGUCGACUUUUAUACGAGCCCCAUCAUUAUCGAGAUCGACGGCGUCGACGUCCGGUUGAAGGUUUCUACCAGUGGCGACGAUACUAAGGCAAAGUCCGCCACGCCCUCGACCGACGACUCCAGACUGCCGAACACCGUGAACCUCGCCGAGUCCUUCCUCAACGAGGAUGUGGCCCUGAAAGAUGCCUCGCUGGCCGAUGAGAAGCGGAGGUUAGAGGAUGCCCUCGCCGCCGAGACGCAGGACCUCGGCGGCUCCAUGGCCAUGAGCGAGAGUUCCAUGAGCGACGACGGGAGUCAGUUUGGAACGGGCCAGCCGCUGUCCUUGCCGGGCUUUCUGGCCGGCUUCCUCCAGGGAAUUGUUGAUCGCAUCCAGGUACGUAUUAGAGGCGUCACGUUUCAAAUGGACGUCGAGGUCCCGAUCGAGCCGAACGCGACUGCGCCGGAGCUGGUUACUUUCGAGCUGGCCCUGGACCGCAUCGAUGUGGAGGGUGUCACCGCCGAGACACAGAACGAGGAGGGUGCCCCGGUUAUUGCGCCCAAGGAAGGAAAACGUCAAGUCGCCUUGUCUAGGGUUCGGGCGUACUUGAUAUCAGAAGCGAAUGUCUUUUCGCAAUUUGCCCGCUCGCCAUCGAUUUCGUCGCCUGCUGUUUCUCAGUCGCCAUCAUUCAGCGAGCGGGGUGCCGCGUCGAGGCAUAGUACCUUCCGACCCAGCAUGCAAGACAGCUUUCUCUCUUCCACCUCGGACGAGCUCUCUGAGGUGGACGACGCUCUGUUGCAAGAUAGCGAGGAGGCCUUUAACAUCCCCUACGACUUCUCGAGUCAACCCGAAGAGCCGGCGGAGGAGGAGGAGACGAACACGCCGCGCGCGUCGAUAUAUCAAGACUUCUCACCGCGCGGGCACGUGCCUGUUUCCCAAUCUACAAUCCUGGGCGAUGAUGAUCGGGCUGCCCCGUGGGCCAGUUUCCAGCGAGAGGCGAGGUCAGAACCGUCGCAAUCGACUGAGGGUAUGCCUCCCAUCGCAUUUGCCGAGCAAGGAAACUUGGAGUCGUCGCAGCAUUCGAGCACCACCAGUCGCAGCUCCGGUCCCGCCGAGGAAGAGGAUCUCGCGCAGUCGCAUGUUUUCACCCACGAAGAGGCCGAAAGCAUGUAUAUGAGCGCGUUCUCUCAGACCGAGGCCCAAAGUGCUGGGUCCCGUAUGCCGGGAGGAUGGGACGAGCCCAGCCCUGAGACUUCCCCUGUGUUCAAGAAGGCAAGCCCAGUCUUGCGCCAGCCAUCGCCGCCACCAGUCAGAGAUGAAGGUGUGAAGGAGCCACCCAGCCCUGAAUUCACAGACGCACCCGCACCGCCCCAUCCCACGGCCUACCCCGCGGUCGGCGAUGUUGAAUCGGGAUUCACUAGACAUGAAGCCCAACGCUCGUCGAGGAGGAAUUCUGAGGACGAAGGUGUUGCAGACGCCCAUGCCCCGGCCGAUGAUGUGGCAACGCCGAGAGGCCCAACGAGACUUGUGAAGGAAAUCCUGUCUCUGAACACCAUAUCAUUAUACGUCCCAUCGUUACACCAGCACGUGCAUGUCCCUGCGGACGCACAAGCAUCUGUCUUGAGCCAAGCUCCAGGAUCGCCAGGCUUGGCGAGAUCUGUGGCACCUCAGGUUCCAGGGGCUUUUUCCGUGUACUCCACGUCGCCGGGCAUGAGAUCGAGUGUCGCGCCCCGGUCGCCCGGUCUAGUCUUCACGGAGCCACAAAGCGAUGGCGACGUUGAGGUUCACUUGUCGCCAUUGGAAGUCCGCUUCGACGCUUCUUUGGCAUACUUACUCGCAGUCGUCGUUGGAAAGCUGAUGGAUGCCCUGAAGGGCACCACCGCUACUCCUGCCCCGAAGAAAACCACUACUACGGCGAAGUCAUCGCAGGAGUCAUCGAUGCCUGACAUCAAAGUGGUGUUUGAAAAGAUUUCACUGCAUUUCCUCCACCAACUUGGUGGUGUUGCUGACACCGCCGAAAGAAUCUUUGGCUCUGGUGGAUUGCACAUGCAGCCGGAGAUCCUUCUCCGUACAGAGCUUGAAAAUCUCAGCCUAUCUCUCAGUGCUGUCAAGAACUCCCUCGAAACAACAAUUGACCUGGAAAAGUUUCGUUUUGGCUAUGCAAAGGAUGACAUCAUCUGCUUUGAUCAAAGUUUGCAGAUGCGAGCGUCUGUAAUGGACAAGUUUCCCUCAGCCGGCUCCGAUAUAUCGGUGAAGGUGAUCAAAUCGCCCAACUCGACUCGGACGGAAAUUACAACAUUGCCACUCUUGAUACAGCUCGAUCUGCAGAGGUUAGACGAGACGUUCAGCUGGUUUGGCGGAUUGAGCAGUUUUCUUAACAUGAGUUCCUCAAUGACGUCGAGCGCGUCCCCCUCGGUCAAAACGCCGGUCCAACCAGCGCCUAAACCCCGGGGUGUUCGAUUUGAUGCUCCCAUUAACCCGGACGACAAGUCGGCCGCUUCCGAGAACAAGAUCGAUAUGAGAAUCGGCGGUUUCAACCUGGAGUUGAAGGGCAAGGAGUGCAGCGUCGGCCUUGAAACAAGUGCUGUCAAGAUGGUGAGUCGAGAGCUUGGUAUCGGAUUCGCUAUCAGCAAGGUGCGCCUGGCGGGCCCGUACAUCCGAAGGUCCAGAGGAGAGCCACCCAUCUCGGCCGAGAUCAGUGGUGUUAGGUUCGAAUACCUCGCGACGCCAAAGGACAAAGACCUCGAGCGCCUUCUAGAGCUUAUUAUUCCUUCCAAGGUCAAGUUCGACCAGGGCGACGAUGAGAUUAUGGUGGACACUCUUCUCAGGCAAAGGCGUAAGGGCGCUGUCCUCCGCGUGACGUUCGACCAGUUCAACGUCAGAGUCGAGCGCAUGCAUCAGCUCAACUGCCUCCCCGCUCUGGGUGAAGAAGUCGCGCGACUGGCGACAGUGGCAAAGUACCUCCCAGAAGACGACCGCCCUGGUGUGCUUCUCCUAGCGGAAAUCAAGGAUCUUGGUGCGACUGUCGACAUCGGUGGCAAGAUCGGCAUCAUUAACGCCAACCUCAAGGGAUUUGAGGUCGCGCAGAUUACGGUACCCUCGCUGGUGGCAUUCGGCGUACACGCCAUUUCCGUGAAUCGCAACCAUCGAGAGGACCUCGUGAGUUCAUCAACAACGCUUCCUCCAGGCACACUCACCCAAGGCCCGGUUCUCAUGGUUCGCAUGAUUGGGGACGAGAUGGAGCCAGUGAUCAAAAUCAAGAUGCGCGAUGUUACAGUGGACUACCGGGUGCCAACCAUCAUGGAUGUUCUCGGACUCGGCGAGGAUGCCACUCCUCAAGAUUUUGAAGCCAGCCUCGCGGCCUCAGUGGCCAACCUCGGUGAACAAGCUCAUACAGCCCUGGCCGGCAAGAAGCCUCAACCUGCUCGACCUGCAGACCCUGCUCGACCCAAUAGUAAGCCUAUGACGGUCGACUUGGUUUUCCGCGAUUGCUUGAUUAGUCUUAACCCCUUGGGACUCCCCUCCAAGCUCCUCAUUGCGUUCACAGAUGCUCGACUUCAAGUGGUUCUGCCCAAGGACGUGGAUACGACGGCGACGUUGGAUCUCAACAAGGCUUCAAUUCUCCUCAUUGACGAUGUGGCUAACAUAGGCGCGACCGCUUCCACUGUGAACCGUCGCCAAUCGGCGGAUAUGUCGUCGCAACAAGUCUCGCGACUGGCUGCUCAAGGCUUCGUCAGCAUUUGCUACAUUUCUUCGGCAAAGGUCACUGUUAAGGUUACAGAAAGUGAGGAGGAUGGUGAAAAGCAUGUCGAUGUCGACCUACGUGACGACCUCCUCGUUUUGGAGACGUGUGCCGAUUCCACUCAGACUCUCAUCACUCUUGCAAACGCACUGAAGCCACCGACGCCACCUAGCAAGGAGAACAAGUACAGGACCAAGGUCGUUCCAGUGCAGGACCUCUUGGCUUCAAUAUCUGCAGAGGCGUUCGGAAAAGCCGAGGGCGAUUAUGAUUUUGACAAGGACUUUGGGCUCGCCCAGGAGCUCGGUGGCGACGAGGAAUUUGACGUCGCGAGUGAUGAAGGCCCAUUGCAUAUCGAUUCGCAAUAUUACGGGGACGCCGGUCCUUCGGAUAUCCUCUUUGACGCAGAUGGCUCAGUCACAUCAAUCGGAACCACAACUCAAGAUACCCACGACGGAGUGCUACUUACCAGCUUCAAUGCCAGCGCAUCCACCCACGUGUCAGACGACGGUAGUGAUCUCGUUAUCGAGGACAACUUCUUCGACAAGGGACCGGAUAUCGACGGUAGAGCCCAAAUCUGGAACUCGUCAAAGAACACCUACGACCGAGCCCCGAAGGAACUUAUCAGGAAGGCUCCUCUGCGAGUGUCGAUUCGUGAUGUCCACGUUAUUUGGAACCUCUUUGACGGAUACGAUUGGGAACGCACUCGCAGUGUUAUUAGCAAGGCCGUGCAAGAUGUCGAAGAGAAGGCUAUUGAACGUCGCCGACGCUCGGAACGCAUUGCGUUCGAGGAAGACGCGGAAGAAGACGAGACAGUAAUCGGCGACUUCCUUUUCAAUUCGAUUUACAUCGGCAUCUCGACGAAGCAAGACCCCCGGGAGCUCGCGCAGAUGGUCAACCAGGAGUUGAACGACAACGCGACCGAGACAGAGUCCCUUGCUACGACGGCCUUCACAACAGCAACUGGUCGGGCUGGCGGUGCACACAGGCCCAAGAAACGGUUGAGACUCAACAGGAGCAAACACCACAAGAUCACUUUCGAGCUUCAGGGCGUCAACGUCGACCUGAUUGCUUUCUCUCCCGACUCGGGGGAGACCCAGAGCUCCAUCGAUGUGCGCGUGCAAAAUCUGGACGUCUUUGACCACGUCCCGACCUCGACGUGGAAGAAGUUCAUGACAUACGAUCAGGAUGCUGGCGAACGGGAGAUGGGUACCAGCAUGGCUCACUUGGAGCUUCUGACCGUCAAGCCCCAGCCGGAUCUCGCGGCGUCUGAGAUGGUAUUGCGAGUGACGCUUCUGCCCCUGAGGCUUCACGUCGAUCAAGACGCCCUGGACUUCAUCACCAGAUUCUUCGAAUUCAAGGACGAUAACGCUCCCGUGCACAGCUCACCCAGCGAUAUUCCAUUCCUCCAACGUGUCGAGGUGCGCGACAUUCCGGUCAAGUUGGAUUUCAAGCCCAAGCGCGUCGACUACGCCGGACUCAAGUCGGGUCGAACCACCGAGUUUAUGAACUUUAUCAUUCUGGACGAAGCUCGCUUGACUUUGCGUCACACCAUCAUCUACGGCGUCUCUGGCUUCGACAGGAUGGGCAAGAUUCUCAACGACAUCUGGAUGCCGGACGUCAAGGGUACUCAACUCGCUGGUGUUCUCGCCGGUCUUGCACCCGUCAGAGGCAUCGUUAACAUCGGCAGCGGGUUCAAGGAGCUGAUUGAGGUCCCAAUCAAGGAGUACAAGAAGGACGGACGCAUUGUCCGUAGCAUUGGCAAGGGCGCCGCGGCCUUUGCGCGCACGACGGGGACUGAAGUGAUCAAGUUCGGUGCCAAGCUGGCCAUCGGAACGCAGUACGCCCUCCAGGGUGCCGAGGGCUUGCUCAACAAGCCGCAGACCGACAAUACGUGGGAGGACGCGGGUCUCGAUCCAGAGGAGAAGAAGCAGAUCUCCCUGUACGCAGACCAGCCUACUGGCGUGAUUCAAGGUCUCCGCGGCGGAUACUCGAGUCUUACGAGGGACUUGAAUAUGGCACGCGAUGCCAUCAUUGCGGUGCCGGGCGAAGUUAUGGACAGCUCCAGCGCGCAGGGUCUCGCAAAGGCAGUCUUGAAGCGAGCUCCAACCAUUAUUUUCCGGCCUGCCAUUGGGGCCACGAAGGCUAUUGGCCAGACUCUGAUGGGCGCGACGAACAGCUUGGAUCCGCAGAACAGACGCAGGGCGGAGGAGAAAUACAAGCGGCACUAG
Molecule: messenger RNA, 6201 nt
Organism: Colletotrichum chrysophilum
Lineage: Eukaryota; Fungi; Ascomycota; Sordariomycetes; Glomerellales; Glomerellaceae
Exons: 3
Coding region: 1-6201 (2066 amino acids)
Biological process (GO): reticulophagy; autophagosome assembly; piecemeal microautophagy of the nucleus
Cellular component (GO): phagophore assembly site; extrinsic component of membrane
Molecular function (GO): phosphatidylinositol-3-phosphate binding
Source: RefSeq, a predicted model, not a curated record